Molecule: messenger RNA, 2501 nt
Organism: Wyeomyia smithii (pitcher-plant mosquito)
Lineage: Eukaryota; Metazoa; Arthropoda; Insecta; Diptera; Culicidae
Product: centriole and centriolar satellite protein OFD1
Exons: 2
Coding region: 59-2500 (813 amino acids)
Source: RefSeq, a predicted model, not a curated record
ACUAUCGUUUGUUAUUUUUCCUGAAAAUAUUCUUCAUCAUGUUUUGAAUGUUUUCGAAAUGAACGACACGAGUGAGUUUAUAGACUUAGAUCGAAUCACAAACUCGGAGUUUCGUGAGCAAAUCAAAGCAUGGAUCGAAGAGCGAGGGAUACACGAGAAUCUACAGCUGCAGAUGAAAAAGGACCUGAUCGAACAAAUCAGCCGCACGGCCUUAGGUCGAAAAAUGUCCAUCAAGCUGCAAACUCACCAGGGAAUUGUUUUGUCGCCUCUUGUCCUCGUUCUAAACACUUUGGUAGCAGAGUUUUUGUACACCCAAAACUGUCAUUUCACUCUAUCGGUGUUUAGUAAUGAGGUUCCAUUCAAGAACACACUGCCAGAUUUCACCCGAUCUGGUCAAUUUCGACUUAGCCGCGUUGAACUACGGGAGAUUUUCGAAGCUCUGGGAAUCGUACAUUUUGCGGAUUUAGUCGAAAAGUACGAAGCUAAGCCCAAACAAUCGGGUAAAUCUCUGCUGUACAUCAUUUUUAAAUCAAUGCUCGCUUCUAUUAGAAACAGUGAAGAAAAGGUCGAACGACUGAAAAGAGACGAAACGAAACAGGAAACCACCAAGGACUUGCUGGAGGGCUUGGAAAUAGACAAACUGCACAGGAAAGUGGAGAAACUGCUGCAGAAGUUGAAACUUGUAAGUAAAAUUGUCGAACGAAUCGAACUGUCGAAAGAUGAUGAAAACCUAGCACAUGAUAAUCACGAUGAGCAGACUGAGUCGUUACGAAUCUGUACGGAGAACGUGCAAAAAUUAGUUGGCAGAUUGGAGAACUGCUCCCAAACUUUUGAAAAUUUGAUCGUGACACUGCAAAAACAAUGCGAACAGAAGGAUGAGCCUGAAAAAUUCGAGGAACCGCCAAAACCAGACGAAAAACCGCAAGAACCAGGUCCCAAGAGCUAUACCGAUUUUUUGAAUGAAUUAAAAAAUAGUACUCAUGGAAAAAAAUACGUUGCAAAAUUGCAAAAGCAGAUACUGAAGCUGAUGGACAAGGAAAAGGCUUUGCUAGAAGCAAAAUACGCAGAAAGAUUGCACCGUGCUGAACUGGAAUACAAGUGUAAGUUGGAGGAUCUGAUGGCUGAGAGAAUCCGAGAGGUGUCCGUGCCAGUCGAAAUUCGUCGUUCGCCAAAACCGGCAAACAGAACGAGUGAAAGCGACGAAAGUGCGCUCUAUAUGAAGAAGAUUGACGAAAAGUUAAACAGGCUCUAUCAGCACGAAAAGAAUGUGGAUGAAAAACUGGUCACGCUGAAGAAUGAUUUGCAGCAGCAAGAAAUCAGACAAAGCCAGUACUUUAAAUCCCUAAAGACAGCGGAGACGAAGGAGAAGAAACUGGCGGUGCUGCAGGAUGUGGAGCGACAAUUGCUGGCAACGUUCGAGGAUGAAACUCAAAUCAUUGUGCGUAAUGCCAAGGCUACCAUACAACAGUUAGAGAGCGAAAGUGACAAAAUAAACCGAUCCUUCCAGCACUAUCUGCAGAAACAGCGUGAGGAUAAACGGAAACUGAAUGAUGAGAAGGUUCAAAUCUGGCAGAAAUACAACAACGAGAAGUUAGAGCUGAAUCAGCGCGAACUGAUGGGAUUAAACGGUCAUACCCAGGAGGUUCCCAUUGUUCAGGAAGUACUCUCCGUCCCGAAGAAUGAUGAUAUUCCUCACAGGGGCCAUUUUGAAAAUCCAUUUAAAAACUUCGAUCCUCACAAGUAUCUGAAGAGGACGAUUGAAUUUCCGAAGUGUAAACGGGUUGCGGAUAUCGCAAUUAAUACAUCUUUCGAACAAAAUAAUGCUCACGGAGGUAUUAAGGAAGCUACACAACAGCAAUACUCUGUUGAUUAUUUGAAAACUCCAGCAAAUGCUGAUGCAGUUGCUGACGGUACGUCAGAAGCACAAAAUGUUUCCUCUAAAACAGCAUUAGAAUCAACGCAACAAUCCAAACUAAGCGAACUAUUAGCCAAAGAUACAGACAAUUUGAAGAAGAGUAUAGAAGAUAAUUUACUAAAAUUGGAUCAGAUGAGUAAAACUUACUCUAAAGCAACUUCCUCCAGUGACUCUACUGAUAAGGUGGGAACCUACACUGUAAAACCAACUGUCGAACCUCCUGUUGGAAAAGAUAAAAGUCUAGAUGAAUCAUCGAGCGGUCCCGAGCUGAAGGGUUUGUCUGAAGGAGAAUUACCUAGUCCACAGCCGGAAACAAAGAACCACGUUCCAAACCUCGACAAUACCCGUGAAUUGUUGGAGUUCACCACGGAACAUUUUUCAGAUAAAAAGAAUUCCGACCGCGUCGAAAAUCAAAAAUCAAUUGAUAUACUAUCAAUAGGUUCGUUCAGCGAUUUAGACUUAAGUGCUGACAGUGCCUCGAACCGGAACAAAACUCUGCUGGGACUAGGUGGAGAUAGUUCAAACGAGAUAUUUGAACAAAUUUCCACUGGAAAACGGUCACAGUCAGAGCACAGUUGGAGUUAGA